GACGGUUGUCCGCUGUACACCAUCCUACCAAGUGUGUUUACGAUGGCGACGACGAACAAGGCUCGGAGCACAGCGCCGCGUCUGCUGCGCGUGCAUGUCGCCGGCCUCGUGAGCGCCUCGCGCCUCUCGUGCGUGGCGUCGCUGCCCGUCAAGCUCGCGGUCGUCACCAAGCUCCGCGGGCACGGAACGGCCAACGUUGAGCACGUGACGCCGGCGGUCGCGAACGCCAGCAGCAUUGCGUGGGACCACGAAAUCUACGAAUUCGAUCUCACCGAAGCCGAGAUGUACACGCGCGUGCUCGAGUGCGUCCUCGUCGAGACCGACUGCCUCGGGUGGCGCAUCGUGCUCGGCAGCGCCAAGAUUCCGCUCGCAUCCCUCGAGAUGGACCGCGGUCAUGUGCACUCGAAAGAGGUGGCCUUUGAUGCGCUCGAGUCGGAUCUGCGCCUGCGUUUGCACGUGGAUGUGUGGGACGUCGCGCAAGAUGCGGCCGCCGUUGAAUUCGAGGCGUUCGAGCACCAGCGCUGCGUGCGGGGUGAGUGGAGUCAGCGUCACUUGCGCCCUUCGGACCGCCCCGUGUACCGGUGUGGACCGCAGACGGACAAUGUGCUGGCGACGAUUGUGCCGCCGACGCCCGAUGGCUGCGUUCCGUCGCUCGGGUGGGCGGCCGACGAGAGCGGGUGGUUCUAUGCCACGUCGUUCGCCGGCCCGUGGCACAACUCGAACGCGUCGUACCCGGUCCGGCGCCGGCGGCUCGUGCACCGGUACCGUCCCGUGGAGGUGCCGGCCAGCGUCAACAACAACAACGACCUUGUGGUCGGUCAAAGCGUUGCGAUGCCCGACAUGUCGAUUCAAGCGAGCCUCGCCAAGCGCCAAGUCAUGACCGAGGACUACUAAGUGGAGCUCGAUACCAUAAAAUUACAUGACGUGUCAACGCGUGGUCGCGUUGUGAUAGCGUGGA
Molecule: messenger RNA, 958 nt
Organism: Saprolegnia parasitica CBS 223.65
Lineage: Eukaryota; Oomycota; Saprolegniomycetes; Saprolegniales; Saprolegniaceae
Exons: 1
Coding region: 43-894 (283 amino acids)
Cellular component (GO): membrane
Source: RefSeq, a predicted model, not a curated record